GUGGAUUGCAAGUACAGAUGAGGCGGGUACGGGUGGACCGUUCUGGACGACGAAAUUCUCCAUCGAUCAGAAUUUAGAAAGCAUGUCGGCUAAAAGAAUGAUGCCCGCUCCAAACUGGGGUGCCAAUGGCUUCUAUUUCCCACUUUAGGCUUGCCCUGUCGUAUAAAAACAAAUGUCGUCUGAGAUACGGUGAGCUUCUCCCCCUUAUCCUGUGCUCUCACCAUGUCGGAGAGCGUACAGGAGUCGAAGCGUCACCAUGAACACCAUUCCCACCUGGACGCAAAGACUAGGGUUGUAUCCAACCUCGAUGCCAAGUUGGCCAAUCCACUACGAGGGGUCCCAUACGAAACUCUCAUGAACGAGGUCGAGAUAUUCGCUCAGGAGAGGGGCCUUUCACAUAUACUUCCUGAACUGAAAAAGGGGGCUCUUGUAGCACAAAAUGCGGAUGCCUACAGGCAGUAUGACAUGUUUACAGACGAAGAUAAGAAGUUUUUGGAGGACGAGGUUACCCACAAAUGGAGACAAACAGGGACCCUGUACUACAUGGUCGUCAUGUCUUCCCUGGCUGCCGCAGUACAAGGCAUGGAUGAGGCUGUGAUUAACGGGGCCCAACUUUUCUAUCCGUCACAAUUUGGAAUGGAUACCACGACUUCGCGCGGCAGCUGGUUACUCGGCGUCGUUAACUCUGCGCCUUAUCUUUGCUGCGCAACCGUGUCAUGUUGGCUCACCCACCCAAUGAAUCAAUGGCUUGGGCGGAAGAAAACGAUUUUUGUUACUUGCUUAAUUUCGUUUCUCACUUGUAUAUGGUCAGCAUUGACAAAUACCUGGUGGCAUCUUUUCAUCGCGAGGUUCUUCCUCGGUUUCGGCAUCGGUCCCAAAUCUGCGACCGUCCCCGUCUAUGCCGCCGAAUGUGCGCCAGCUCCAAUCCGUGGUGCACUUGUCAUGAUGUGGCAAAUGUGGACAGCAUUUGGUAUCGGACUCGGCGACAUCAUUGAUCUAGCAUUCUACUUCAUUCCCGACUCAGGAGGUAUCAAAGGCCUCAACUGGCGGUUAAUGCUUGCCUCUGCGGGUAUCCCGGGUUUGAUCGUUUGCUUGCAAGUUUUAUAUGCACCCGAAUCUCCUCGUUGGCUAAUUGGCAAGGGUCGAUACGAGGAAGCCUUCAAUGAACUCUGUCGCUUGCGUUUUUCACGUGUUCAAGCUGCCCGCGACCUGUACUAUAUCCAUAUCCUGCUCGAAGCAGAGAACGAGAUGAAGAAGGGUAGAAACCGUGUCGUGGAGAUGUUUACUAUUCCCCGUAACAGGAACGCAGCGCUCGCAAGUUGGAUUGUCAUGUUUGGUCAACAAUUCUGUGGGGUAAACGUGAUCGCGUACUACUCGUCGAACAUCUUCUCCCAGUCUGGUUUCUCGGAUACUUCUGCUCUCGCAGCAACGGUUGGUUUCGGAGUUUUGAACUGGUUAUUCGCGCUCCCAGCAGUCUUUACCAUCGACACGUUCGGGCGUCGUAACUUGCUCUUGUUCACCUUCCCGUGUAUGGCGAUUUGUCUCCUGAUAACUGGCUUCUCUUUCUGGGAUACCGUCAGGGAAGGACGAAUUGCUGGGGUAGCGGUUGGCAUCUAUCUUUUCGCCAUCUUCUACUCACCCGGCGAAGGGCCUGUUCCAUUCACCUAUUCCGCCGAAGCAUUCCCACUCUACAUCCGUGACAUUGGCAUGUCCUUUGCAACCGCCACGACUUGGUUCUGGAACUUUGUCUUGUCCAUCACAUGGCCGUCUCUGGUGCUUGCGUUCAAGCCCCAAGGUGCAUUCGGGUGGUACGCAGCGUGGUGCAUGGUACUCUGGUUCCUCAUCCUCCUCUUCGUACGCGAGACGAAGGGUAAGACGCUCGAGGAACUGGAUCAGGUGUUCUCAGUGCCCGCUCGUGUCCAUGCUGCGUAUGGGCUCAGACAGAUCCCGUAUGGGAUUAAGAAGUUCAUACUGUUCCAAAACCCGACACCGGAGCAGCUUUACCAGCCAGAGUCGGAGAGUGAGGAGAGCAUUAAGGAAGGAGAUGGUGCUGGAAAGGAGGCUCACCGAAGUGCAGCCGCGGAGCCAUAGGAAGCCCCGUGUGAUUCUUCAUUGCUUCACUCGUUAAUCUUUUAUCCGAGUCCACGCGGUUCUCUGGAACAUCUAUUACGCACCUUUUAUGUCUUACGUGGUGAUACUGAUAGGCAGGCUUGUUUUGUUUGGUACAUACAUAAUUGAGUACAUACGUACACGUGUACUUCUGAACGUGCGUGUAUCCCUUUAGUCAUUAACCUUCCAAAAUCCUCGGCUGUGGGAAGGACACUAUAAGACCUUAGGAAAAGGUUCAGUUACAUUGUUGUAUGUUUCGACGUACCGUCACAGGGGUACUUCUAAUGCCAUUCCAGGAGACACGCACGAGACUCAUCAAGUCUUUUCACGAGUGCCGAUGA
Messenger RNA from Pisolithus orientalis, 2450 nucleotides. RefSeq lists its product as uncharacterized. The transcript has 9 exons. The record is from RefSeq and is a predicted model, not a curated record. Gene Ontology annotation, molecular function: myo-inositol:proton symporter activity. Gene Ontology annotation, biological process: transmembrane transport. Gene Ontology annotation, cellular component: membrane. Bases 223 to 2091 code for a protein of 622 amino acids. Lineage: Eukaryota; Fungi; Basidiomycota; Agaricomycetes; Boletales; Pisolithaceae.